AUGGCCGGACCAUUUGAGAAGAUCGACGAUGUCACCGAUAGUAAAGAGCUGUGGAAGGUUGUUGUAAAAGUACACUGUAAAUGGUUGGUUGUCUCUAGCAACAAGAAGCACUUCGAAAUGACCCUUAUUGACAAAGAAGUAAACUUAUUUACUGAUAUUUUUGUCUAUUUUGAAGAAGAACGUGCUCCAUUUGUUGUUAUGAAGUUAUUUGUUAUUAUGGGAUACGAUUUUCCAGUUUCAAAUGCCAUUGUUCAAAUGUCGUUGUCUGGAACUGAUAUACACGAUGUUGUGUUGACAUUGUAUAUGGCGGCGUUCGAUUCAAUUUUAACGGAAUGGUUGAUAGCAUUGGUUACACGCAAACCCAACCAGGGGCUAAGAAACAACAUGUCAAUCUUCAACAAAAUCAUUAACUGUACCCUUUGGGAUACAUAUGCUUCCCAAUUCAUCAAAUUCAACCAACAACGCAUAAAUACCUUAGGCCCAACUGUCAUCUUGUUGCAUUACACGAAAGGCAAGGAAGAAGGAAAAUAUCCAUUAUAUGUUACAAACAGUGUUGCUAAGAUUAAAAAUAGUGUUGAUGAGGCCAAUUCUGAUCCUACUGAAGAUUGGGAAGUUGUUACGGAGCAAUAUGCUUGA
Lathyrus oleraceus (garden pea) is the source of this 636-nucleotide messenger RNA. RefSeq lists its product as uncharacterized. Lineage: Eukaryota; Viridiplantae; Streptophyta; Magnoliopsida; Fabales; Fabaceae. Bases 1 to 636 code for a protein of 211 amino acids. The transcript has 7 exons. The record is from RefSeq and is a predicted model, not a curated record.